UUUUAAACUCUGCGUUUUGGCAGUGCUAGCGAAAUACACGAAUUCAAGAGUUAUUUUUCUAUUGAGAAGAGAGAAGCGGAUUUUUUUUUUUUCCCUUUUGACUCCAACCCUGUCUCCCAGUGACAAAGCAUAAAUCAUGGACACCAGAAAAUAAGGUGGAUCUCAGGAACCGUGCGAAGACUGGGGAGAGUGCAUUCUUCCUCGCGAGGGGAGGCUGGGUGUUUUUUAGUCCUUUCUGGAACCUAAAACGAAAAACAUGAGUUGUGUGCCAUGGAAGGGAGACAAAGCCAAAUCGGAAUCCGUGGAGCUGCCCCAGGCAGCGCCCCCACAAAUCUACCACGAGAAGCAGCGCAGGGAGCUUUGUGCCCUCCAUGCCCUCAACAACGUCUUCCAGGACAGCAACGCCUUCACCCGCGAAACGCUGCAAGAGAUUUUCCAGAGGUUGUCGCCAAACACUAUGGUGACACCCCACAAGAAGAGCAUGCUGGGAAAUGGAAACUACGAUGUCAACGUCAUCAUGGCCGCCCUUCAGACCAAAGGCUAUGAAGCUGUGUGGUGGGAUAAGCGCAGGGAUGUUGGUGUCAUAGCUCUCACUAACGUCAUGGGCUUCAUCCUGAAUCUGCCCUCCAGCCUGUGCUGGGGUCCGCUGAAGUUGCCUCUCAAAAGGCAGCACUGGCUCUGCGUUCGAGAGGUGGGAGGUGCCUACUACAACCUCGACUCCAAACUCAAGAUGCCUGAGUGGAUUGGAGGCGAGAGCGAGCUCAGGAAAUUUCUAAAAUAUCACUUGCGAGGAAAGAACUGUGAACUCCUGCUGGUGGUACGAGAAGAGGUGGAGGCCCUCCAGAGUUGGAGGGCGGAUGUAUAAUGAGGUCCUGCCCACCCUCCCCACACCUCAGCCCUGUCAG
Chrysochloris asiatica (Cape golden mole) is the source of this 905-nucleotide messenger RNA. RefSeq names its product Josephin domain containing 1 (gene JOSD1). The coding region runs from base 257 to 865 and encodes 202 amino acids. The transcript is spliced from 4 exons. The record is from RefSeq and is a predicted model, not a curated record. Gene Ontology annotation, molecular function: cysteine-type deubiquitinase activity. Gene Ontology annotation, biological process: protein deubiquitination. NCBI's taxonomy places the organism in Eukaryota, Metazoa, Chordata, Mammalia, Afrosoricida, Chrysochloridae.